Rotaria socialis is the source of this 996-nucleotide messenger RNA. Lineage: Eukaryota; Metazoa; Rotifera; Eurotatoria; Philodinida; Philodinidae. The record is from the annotation of a GenBank genome assembly.
AUGUCUUCGGCUUAUUCAUUUACUGGUGGUAGUCUUCGCUUAAAAGGGAAUGCAACGAGUACUACCCAAGGUGGAAAAGUUUCCAAAAAACAUAAACAUAAAUCAAAAUCAUCAAAAGUUAUCGAAGCACCUUCAUCAAAAAUGGAACAUGUGGCAUCAACAAUAAGUAGCAAUCCAAUCGAUCAACACGGUCCAUCAGGUAGUGGCUCAUCACGUCGUGAUUUACGUACUCCUGCUGAAAUAGCUUACGAUGAAGCAAUGGCUAAACGUGCAGAAGAAAAAAUUUUACGAAAAGCAGCAAAAUCUCAUAAAGAACAAGUUGAAGAACUCAAUUCUUAUUUAGAUAAACUCACAGAAUACAAUGAUAUUCCUAAAAUAUUUAAAAAAAUGACUCGUUCCAUGGAUGAUGAUUUUACUUAUUUUGUUAAAAUUCUUGAUGAUAAUAGUGAUCGAUAUUAUCUUAAAAGUUCGAUUGAUGAAAGAACAAAUACUAUUUUAAUGCAAUUAACUAAUUUGAAAGUUGGAUGGAUUGGAACAUUGAAUCAAAAUCAAGUUCGAGCAUUAGCAAAAAAAUUUCCACCUGAAGAACAUGAUACAUUUUAUUCGCAUACACAGCGUGCUUUUUCCAAAGGAAAUCAUUCCGAAAUUGAUGGAAGAACUUAUGUAUUUACUUGUAAAAUAAUUGAAAAAAAUCGACUUGAAUUCGUGUGGAAACAAAUGGUUGAUGAUCUUAAUUCAUUAAAAAUAAUUGGUAGUGCUGAACUUCAAGAACGACCUAUCGAAGAAAUAUUGGUUAAAAUGAUGGAUCAUGCUAUCGAUGAAAUGGAAACAUUACGAUCAACUAAUGAACAAAAAAUCUUCGAAAUUCAACGUAUUAAUGGCCAAUUGAAUAAAGCUCUUGAGACUGUUAAACAAACUGUAGAUACGAAAGAAAAACUUGAAGCUGAUCUUUAUCGUAAGAACAAAACAGAAAUCAGAAAGAGAAAAUUUCGAUAA